AUGAAGAAUGGGCCAUGGGUUUUUUACAAAGACGUUUUGGUAAUAGAAGAUGUCGAUGAAUGUGAAAAAGGAACGCACAAAUGUGACAAAAAUGCAAAUUGCACCAACACUCCAGGUUCAUUCAACUGCCAGUGUCAACGUGGUUACACAGGAGAAGGACGGAAAUGCGAAGCUACAAGUUGUCUCAACUUGUACCACAGCGGGAAGAGAUCUGAUGGAAUUUACACAAUCAAUCCGGAUGGUAAGAGUUCUUUUCAGGUCUGGUGUGAUAUGACAACUAAUGGAGGAGGAUGGACGAUGUUUCAAAGAAGACAAAAUGCAAGUGUGGAUUUUUUUCGUGGUUGGUUAGAAUAUAAAACAGGAUUUGGAUCUUUAAACGGAAAUUUUUGGCUUGGUUUGGAAAAAAUUCAUCGCAUGACAAAAGCUGGAAAAAAGAAUUUAAGAAUCGACCUGACAGACUUUGAUGAUUCAACAGCUUUUGCUCUUUAUUCCACAUUUUCUGUGGCCUCUGAGUCUGAAGGUUAUAAGUUGAACAUCGGUGGGUUUUCCUCGAAGAGUAAUGCUGGCGAUUCUUUGACAUCUAUGCAUAACGGAAUGAAGUUCUCUACCAAGGAUCAAGAUAAUGAUUGGUAUAGUGGUAGCUGUGCUGUGUAUUGGAAAGGUGCUUGGUGGUAUAACAAAUGUCAUGAUUCCCACCUCAACGGCCAAUACCUCAACGCAGGUGACAGAUCUUGGAGUGGCAUCAACUGGGUUAACUGGAAAAAGGAUACGAGAUCUAUGAAAAAAGCUGAGAUGAAAAUCCGCUGA
This is a messenger RNA of Dendronephthya gigantea, 807 nucleotides long. Its product is annotated as microfibril-associated glycoprotein 4-like. Lineage: Eukaryota; Metazoa; Cnidaria; Anthozoa; Malacalcyonacea; Nephtheidae. Gene Ontology annotation, molecular function: calcium ion binding. Bases 1 to 807 code for a protein of 268 amino acids. The transcript has 5 exons. The record is from RefSeq and is a predicted model, not a curated record.